AUGAGUAACUUCAGCGUUGUCAGGGAGUUUGUGCUCCUGGGAUUUUCUCAUCUGCAUGAGUUCCAGACUCUGCUGUUUGCUUUCAUCCUAUUGAUAUACAUGCUGACGGUUCUGGGGAACCUGGCCAUUGUCACCCUCACGUGCCUGGACUCCCGCCUCCACUCACCCAUGUACUUCUUCCUCUGCAAUUUCUCGCUCAUGGAGGUGUUGGUCACCUCCACUGUGGUCCCCAGGAUGCUGGCAGACCUGCUGUCCACUCACAGGACCAUGUCGCUGGUCGAAUGCCUGACCCAGUCUUUCUUCUACUUCUCCCUGGGCUCCACCAACUUCCUGAUCCUCACAGUCAUGGCCUUCGAUCGCUACGUGGCCAUCUGCCGCCCUCUGCACUACCCGACCAUCAUGAACGGGCCCGUCUGUGUGAAGCUGGUGGUGGUCUGCUGGGUGGUGGGGUUCCUCUCCAUCAUCUCCCCGACCCUGCAGAAAACCCAGCUCUGGUUCUGCGGCCCCAACGUCAUCGACCACUACUUCUGUGACUCUGCCCCACUGCUCAAGCUGUCCUGCUCUGACACUCAGCACAUCGAGCUCAUGGACUUCUUCCUGUCCUUGCUCUUUGUGCUGGCCACGCUGCUGCUCAUUGUGGCCUCCUACAUCCUCAUCGUGGCUGCAGUGCUGCGCAGCUCCUCCUCCUCCGGGCGCCAGAAGGCCUUCUCCACCUGCGCCUCCCACCUCGCAGUGGUGGUUCUGGGCUACGGCAGUGCCAUCUUCAUCUACGUGAGGCCAGGCAAGGGCCACUCCAUGCAGCUCAACAAGGUGGUGGCCCUGAUGACUGCGGUGGUGACCCCAUUCCUCAACCCCUUCAUCUUCACUUUCCGGAACGAGAAGGUCAAAGAGGUCAUUGAGGAUAUGUCCAAAAAGAUCCUCCUCAGAGAGCCAGCCGCCCGCAGAUGA
Molecule: messenger RNA, 948 nt
Organism: Hippopotamus amphibius kiboko
Lineage: Eukaryota; Metazoa; Chordata; Mammalia; Artiodactyla; Hippopotamidae
Product: olfactory receptor 6V1-like
Exons: 1
Coding region: 1-948 (315 amino acids)
Biological process (GO): G protein-coupled receptor signaling pathway
Cellular component (GO): membrane
Molecular function (GO): olfactory receptor activity; G protein-coupled receptor activity
Source: RefSeq, a predicted model, not a curated record